This is a messenger RNA of Choloepus didactylus (southern two-toed sloth), 4489 nucleotides long. RefSeq names its product pleckstrin and Sec7 domain containing 2 (gene PSD2). Gene Ontology annotation, molecular function: protein binding; guanyl-nucleotide exchange factor activity; phospholipid binding. Gene Ontology annotation, biological process: regulation of ARF protein signal transduction. The coding region runs from base 196 to 2673 and encodes 825 amino acids. The transcript has 17 exons. NCBI's taxonomy places the organism in Eukaryota, Metazoa, Chordata, Mammalia, Pilosa, Megalonychidae. The record is from RefSeq and is a predicted model, not a curated record.
UCCAGCCGCGGCUCCGACACCUGAAGGCACCGGAGCCGGCGCAGGGAGCCCCGACAGGCGGCGGCGGAGCGGGACGGGCAGUCCGGCGGCGGCCCCCGCAUGGCCCCGCCGUGAGAGGCUGGACCCAGCAACUGGGACCAGGAGAGGUCUAGUGGAGUUCCAGAGCAGCUGGGACGAAGUGAAGCAGCAGCCGCCAUGGAUGAGCAGACGCUCCUAUCUGCACUGCCUGGGGAAGGUGGUGCUGCCUGGGACCCCAGCCUGGGACCUGAGGCCACAGCGUCUUCUGAGGAGGAGCCUGGAGUCCAGAAUGGAACAGCUGUCAGUGAGGGCCCCAGCAGCAGCCACAGCAGCCCAGGACCUGAGACAAGGGGCACCCCAGCGGGCACUGAGGAGCCCAGAAAGGGCCUGGACAUGGCCCUCCACGGCCUCAACCUUGGCCUGUCCCUUGCCAAAGGCCUAGCCCUGGGGCGAGACUCGAACAUUCUGGAAGACUCAGCAGAGGCCGGACCCUGGAGGGCUGGCGGGCUGGCAGAGGGGGAUGAUGCCCCCAGGAGCCUCUGUGCAGACACUGAGGACCCUCAGCUAGGGCCGGACGGCCCUGAGGAGCCAGAUGUUCGGGAUGGCUUCAGCGCCACAUUCGAGAAGAUCGUGGAGUCGGAGCUGCUGCGGGGCACCCAGUACAGCAGCCUCGACUCCCUGGACGUGCUGAGCCUCACGGAUGAGAGCGACAGCUGCGUCAGCUUCGAGGCCCCCCUCACGCCCCUCAUCCAGCAGCGGGCCCGGGAUAGCCCCGAGCCAGGGGCUGGGUUGGGCACUGGGGACAUGGGGUCUGAGGGGGACAUGGGGAUGGCUUGUGGUGAUGGGGAGCUGGGCAGCCCCCUGCGGUGCUCCAUCUCCUGCAGCCGCUCAGAGAAUGUCCUGAGCUGCCUGUCUCUCACGGCUGUGCCCAAUGGCUUCCACGAGGAUGGGCCCCAGGGCCCAGGUGGGGACGAGGAUGAUGAUGAGGAAGAUACGGACAAGUUGCUGAACUCAGUCAGUGACCCCAGCCUGAAGGAUGGCCUGUCGGACUCGGACUCGGAGCUGAGCAGUUCAGAGGGGCUGGAGUCGGGCAGCAUGGACCCCCUGGCCAACGGGUGCCAGGGGGUCAGCGAAGCUGCUCGCCGGCUGGCACGCCGCCUCUACCACCUUGAGGGCUUCCAGCGCUGUGACGUGGCCCGGCAGCUGGGCAAGAACAAUGAGUUCAGCAGGCUGGUGGCCGGGGAGUACCUCAGUUUCUUCGACUUCUCGGGCCUGUCUCUGGACCGGGCGCUCAGGGAGAGACUGUGGGCCAGAGAGACCAUGAGACCAUCAAAAGCACUGCUCGCUUCUCUGACCCUCACCCACUUCUCAGGCAGCCUCUUACCUUGCCUGUGGUCAGCAAUGGCCCGAGGGAAAAAGUGGCUGCAGAGGACCUUCCUGAAGGCCUUCCCGCUGAUGGGGGAGACGCAGGAGCGCGAGCGGGUCCUCACGCACUUCUCCCGCCGGUACUGCCAGUGCAACCCGGAUGACAGCACCUCAGAAGAUGGGAUCCACACGCUCACCUGUGCCCUGAUGCUGCUCAACACAGACCUGCACGGACACAACAUUGGCAAGAAAAUGUCCUGCCAGCAAUUCAUUGCCAACUUGGACCGACUUAAUGAUGGCCAAGACUUUGCCAAAGACCUGCUGAAGACCCUUUACAACUCUAUCAAGAAUGAAAAGCUGGAAUGGGCCAUUGAUGAGGACGAGCUGAGGAAAUCACUGUCUGAGCUGGUGGAUGACAAGUUUGGGACAGGCACAAAGAAGGUGACACGGAUCCUGGAUGGUGGCAACCCCUUUCUGGAUGUCCCACAGGCUCUCAGCGCUACCACCUACAAGCAUGGUGUGCUCACCCGGAAGAGUCACGCCGACAUGGAUGGCAAGAGGACACCCCGUGGGAGGCGUGGCUGGAAGAAAUUCUACGCGGUGCUCAAAGGGACCAUCUUAUAUCUGCAGAAGGAUGAGUACAGGCCUGACAGGGCCCUGUCGGAGGGUGACCUGAAGAAUGCCAUCCGCGUGCAGCAUGCUCUGGCCACUAGGGCCUCCGACUACAGCAAGAAGUCCAACGUGCUCAAGCUGAAGACGGCCGACUGGAGGGUCUUCCUCUUUCAGGCACCGAGCAAAGAAGAAAUGCUGUCCUGGAUCCUUCGGAUCAACCUGGUGGCCGCCAUCUUCUCGGCCCCAGCCUUCCCAGCUGCUGUCAGCUCCAUGAAGAAGUUUUGUCGGCCCUUGCUGCCCUCCUGCACCACUCGCCUCUGCCAGGAGGAGCAGCUGCGGUCUCAUGAGAAUAAGUUGAGGCAGGUGACUGCGGAGCUGGCCGAGCAUAGGUGUCACCCAGUGGAGAGGGGCCUCAAGUCCAAGGAGGCCGAGGAGUACCGGCUGAAGGAGCACUAUCUCACGUUUGAGAAAAGCCGCUAUGAGACCUAUAUCCAUCUACUGGUUGUGAAAAUCAAAGUGGACUCAGAUGACCUGGAGCGGAUUGAGGCCCGGCUAGCCACCCUGGAAGGGGAUGACCCUUCUCUCCGGAAGACACACUCUAGCCCUGCCCUCAGUCAGGGCCAUGGACCUGUGACUGGCAACAAAGCCAUGAAGGAUGCCACUGGGCCUGACACUUAGCUGGUGUGGAUGGGCAGGCCCCAGAGGCAGGCAGAUGCCCCCAUAGGGGUCAGUGAGCACAAUUCCAGUCAGGAGCCACUUGAAUUAAGCUCCAGGCAGUUGGUGGGCAGCCAGAGGGGUAUGGCCAAGAAGAUGGAGAUGAGAUGUUAUUCAUGGCGUUGACCUUCUUCCAUCUUGGGGCAUCUCUGGGCCUCAGACUCUUUCCCCAGCCCUCACUUUCCUCUUCACUACAGGGCCUCAUUUUUCAGGCCAGUUGUGUGCAUGCUCUAGAUGCCGUCUCCUAGAGAAGCCGGAAGGGCCAUUGGCUUCCAGGCCCUCCUCUUCUCAUCAAGCUCCUCCCCCUAUCUCCUUGUUUCUGAGAGCAGGUCUUGGCUCCAGGUCCAAGCUUGGACUCCCACCCUUUCUGUUCUCCUCCCUCUGAGAUGACCAGCAGCGGGUCUGCAGACCACCAGCACCAUCCUCUCCUCCCACCCCAACAACCACCACAACCAUGUCCAGCUGCUGCCUCACUUUGCAAUAAUCUAGGACCUGGGCCCACCCCUCUCAGCCUCAAGCUGUCUCUGCUUAUGCGUGUGUCCGUCCAUUCUCCUUCCAUCCAUUGAGGCCUCUACUGCUUUCUUUUUAUACAGACACAAAUGUAUAUAUAUAAGAAUUAUGUAUAUAUAUAUAUAUAUAUAUAUAUAUGAAAGGAACUCCUUUAAACAUGGUUUUAGGACUGACAUCAAAGAGGAUGAAAUAAGAUGAAGGCAAAGCCUACUUCUGAGCUCCACCUGUUGGCAAGUAGGGCUGACAUCUGGCCCCCAUGACCCUAACACUCUAGGAGGGAAGGUGGAGGCAGUCCUGACCUCCCCCCACCCCAUUUCCCCCCACUGCCGGCUGACCUGUGACUUACAUUGCUCUUACAGUUGAUGCUUUGGGAAUAAAUAGAGUGUGUGUGUGCUGUCCUGUCCCAUGGGGGUCCUGGGCUGUGAGUGUGAUGGAGCCAAGGGCCUGUUUAUAUUUUGGUCUUUCUGUUGGUGCUGCCAGGUCUCUGAGCAUCAGAGGUGGCAUCUUGUACAGACGUUCUGCAAUCUGCCUUGCAAAUAGCCACAAGCCCAAAGAUACCUGGUGGAUAAAGAUUAUGAAAGUCAUUAAUUCUUGGUCUUGGGAAAAGGUGGAAUGACAGUUUGCUCAUUGCUUUAGAUUAUUUCUUUCACUCUUCUAGUGAAUCAGAAAUGCUUAGCGAAGGGUAUGUUUGGAAAAGAUAGAGAAAUUUGCCAUGUGACGAUGGCCAGAUUAGCAUCCUUAAACCCUGCAUUUCUUGGACGGAUGAGUGGUUGAGGGUGACGGCACACUCAAUACAGCUAUGGUGGGCAAAUCCUAUUUCUAAAACAGGUUUUCUGUAGUUUGGCCAGGAAUUUGACCUCAGUGGUAACAUAUUUAGUUAGUAAGAUAAGCCAAACUUGCACCUAAGUAUCCUACAUUUAGACACCCACUCAAAUUUGAUGCAAGGAAUGUGUGAGUCUGGAGAGACUUAGUGAUUGAAAUCCAGAUUAUUUAAUUUGGAUCAGCUGAAAUGUGUUUUAAACGCAAACCAUCUGGCCUCUUCAUUUUUGCUCAGAGGAAGAAAAGUUUCAUUUAAACGAAAUUGAAAUUGCAAAUGUGUACUUUCUUCAUGCUGUCUCAAAGGUCCCUGACAUUCUGAGGGCAGUGUCCCACCAUGCACUUCACAAGGGUGGGUGAGUGAAGGCAGAGGUGCCAGUUCCGUCAACUGCAGACAGAUGUGCUUCCCUGAGCACUAUUGUGCCUCUCAUGAGUUAAAAAAAAAAAAAAAAAA